Messenger RNA from Colletotrichum scovillei, 1427 nucleotides. RefSeq names its product putative oxidoreductase family protein. The transcript is spliced from 2 exons. The coding region runs from base 291 to 1427 and encodes 378 amino acids. Gene Ontology annotation, molecular function: nucleotide binding. The record is from RefSeq and is a predicted model, not a curated record. NCBI's taxonomy places the organism in Eukaryota, Fungi, Ascomycota, Sordariomycetes, Glomerellales, Glomerellaceae.
GCGACAUCUCCACCAUGUCGCGGUGUGAAGCCACGCAGAUUCAUGUUCGGAAAUCCGACGAAUCGGGCAUCCAGGUGAGAAAGCGCUGAAUCAACUGCAUCAGGCCCGCCGGCGACCGCUUACAUGAGCCGCCUAUUGUCUAGAUAGAGGCGGAUGAGUUCUUGGUAGAUAUAAAGAACGAUGCCGUGAUAACCAAAACCCUAAGUAUUCAGCAUUGCAAUCUCAUUCACUAAACAGAGGACUUACACCAAACUCAUCUUUCAUUCCACCCAAACUCCCAGCCAGCAAUCAUGGCCCCCAUCAGAGUAGGCAUUAUCGGACUUUCCGCAAAGGAGGCAGUCAUGGGCCCAGGCGCCUGGGCCUCCAUCGCCAUCCUCCCCUCCUUCAAGAACUCGCCACACUACGAGAUUGUCGCCCUCUGCAACUCGUCCGCGGAAGCAGCCCGCCGUUCCAUCGAGAUGCAUAAGCUCCCUAGCACGACCAAAGCCUACGGCGACGUCGAGCAGCUGGCCAGCGAUCCGGACGUCGACCUCGUCGUCGUCAGCGUCGUCGUGACUAAGCACCUCGCAGUCACGCUCCCCGCGCUCGCCAACAAGAAGCAAGUCUUUGUCGAGUGGCCUCUCGGCGCCUCGGCGCAGGAGGCGGAACAGCUUACGCGGUUGGCCGAGUCGGGCGGGCUCAAGACGAUUGUCGGUCUCCAGGGUCGCUCCGACGCUCUCACUCUCAAGCUGAAGGAGAUUGUUCAGAGUGGGGAGAUCGGCGAGAUCAAGCACACUUCUGUCGUCGGCACUCUCCCGUACUUUCCUCCCAACUUCUGGGUUGAGGGCGCGGAGUACUACCUCGAUAUCAAAACUGGAGGAAACGCAUUCCACAUCGGCUUUGGGCAUUUCUUGGACUCGUUCACAAACGUUGUUGGCGACUUCGAUCUCAGCAGUCUGUCGUCAGUCCUAAAGAGCGACGUCGACACCGUACCCCUGUACAAAGCCGACAGAAGCAGCUUGAUCGACCCAGCGUACCCAAAGUCGGCCCCCGAUCACAUCUUGGUCCAAGGUGUGCUGCAAAACGGGGCACUGGCCUCGAUUGCCUGCCGAACCACCCCGGUCACGGUCGGUGAGGUCGGUGCUCGCUGGAUCAUCAGCGGCACCAAGGGGGAAAUCGAGGCCGUUUGGGACGGAGGCCAGUGGCAGAUUCACAGCCCCAACAAGCAGCUCAAGUACAAGUUAGUCGGAGGAGAAGAACAAAAGGUCACUCUCGAGACCGGUAAGCUCCCUGACGGGGUUGAGGUUUCGGCCGCGGGACUGAAUACAGUCCGCAUCUUUGAUGCCUACGCCAAAGGCAAUACUUCUCAGUAUGCGGAUUUUGAGACGGCUCUGAAGAACCAUGUGCUUUUGGAAACGAUUUUGAAGAAGUCGGGAUACAAGUAUUGA